Messenger RNA from Mercurialis annua (annual mercury), 1256 nucleotides. RefSeq names its product sanguinarine reductase. Lineage: Eukaryota; Viridiplantae; Streptophyta; Magnoliopsida; Malpighiales; Euphorbiaceae. The record is from RefSeq and is a predicted model, not a curated record. Bases 89 to 1096 code for a protein of 335 amino acids. The transcript has 9 exons.
UGGGGAGGGAAAUAUAAGAGCCACAAAAUCAAACCGUUUUUCUCUUUCUUACCGGAGCUUUAAUUUCCCCUCCUCCGCUCAUGCAUUAAUGGCUUGCCGGCUCAUCUUCUUCACUCCGACACCUCACUGUACCUUUUCAAAUGCAAAGUUUACAAAAUUCCGACAAAAAAAUCCACUUCAUUCUCUCUCACUGUCCGAAGUCUCUUCUGGGUAUCACUCUUCUUCAACAACAGUAUCAUCAUCAUCAUGUUCAUCUUCUUCAUUUGUAGUUCGUGCUGUCAAAAACGAAGUGAUUCAGUCACCAAACUCAGACUCUAAAACUGCUUCUCCUUCUUCCUCCAAGCUUGUUCUUGUCAUUGGCGGCUCCGGUGGUGUUGGGCAGUUGGUAGUGGCAUCACUGAUUGACCGGAAUAUCAAGUCGCGCUUGUUACUACGAGAUCCUGCCAAAGCAACUGCACUAUUUGGUGAACAAGAUGAGGAGAUGCUGCAGGUAUUUAAAGGGGAUACUCGGAACCCAGAGGAUCUUGAUCCAUCUAUUUUUGAGGGAGUCACACACGUGAUAUGUUGCACAGGAACGACAGCCUUUCCUUCAAGACGAUGGGAUGGAGAUAAUACACCAGAAAGAACAGAUUGGGAGGGUGUUAGAAAUCUGUUUUCUGCUAUGCCUUCGACAUUGAAGAGAGCCGUUCUUGUUUCAUCAGUUGGUGUAACCAAGUGUAAUGAACUGCCUUGGAGCAUCAUGAAUCUCUUUGGUGUUCUCAAGUAUAAAAAGAUGGGGGAGGAUUUUGUUCGCCAGUCCGGUGUUCCAUUUACCAUAAUUAGACCAGGUAGAUUAACCGAUGGACCUUACACAUCAUACGAUCUAAAUACAUUGCUCAAAGCUACCGCUGGACAACGGCGUGCUGUUGUUAUUGAUCAAGGUGAUAAACUUGUUGGAGAAGUAAGCAGACUCGUAGUUGCUGAAGCUUGCAUACAGGCACUGGACAUAGAAUUUACUGAAGGUCAAACCUAUGAAAUCAACUCAGUUGAGGGUGAAGGCCCUGGAAGUGAUCCACAGAAGUGGAGAGAUCUAUUCCAAGGUGCACAAACACAAUGAUAGUUUCUUUUUACCUUGAACAGACAAAUCUUAGCAUUUUACUUGUUAAAUUUCUGUAUAAAUUGUGUACAGAUAUACUUAUAAGCUUUGAAACAAUGCAUACUGUAUUCUCUUGUCAUAACUUGUUUCAGGAUCCUUGUAUUAUUAUUUUUGUAGAUAA